AUGCAUGCUGGGCAAGUGAAUUUCCUCCGAAAAGCAGAACUUGAGCCGGGUACAGCUUACCGGUUCAGAAUCGCAGGAAUCAACUCAAUUGGGCGAGGGAACUGGAGCGAAGUCUCGGCUUUCAAGACCUGCCUUCCUGGUUUCCCGGGUGCUCCUUCCUCUAUCAAAAUAACCAAGGGACAAGAUGGUGCUCAGUUGACGUGGGAACCUCCACAAAAUGUUGCAGGUCGCAUUUCUGAAUACAGUGUCUACUUGGCUGUUCGUAACACCUCAGGAACAAGCGACAACCAACUGGCAUUCAUGAGGUGGGUUUUAAUCAAAUCUGUCUGUAGCGGUAGUCUGUAUGAUCUGGUAAAUGGAGUUUGCUGA
Messenger RNA from Cooperia oncophora, 369 nucleotides. Lineage: Eukaryota; Metazoa; Nematoda; Chromadorea; Rhabditida; Trichostrongylidae. The record is from the annotation of a GenBank genome assembly.